AUGGAGAACGAAGAAAAUGAAUAAUAAGAUCUUUCAGUAGGUGUGUUAUAAAUAAUGCAUUUGUUCACUAUAUAUACCAUUAUAUAUUAAUUUUAAUUCCUAUUUUAUCUUUAGUUUAUAACCAAUUAAAUAAGAAAGAUAUUGGAUUCAGACCUAAAAAAUUAACAAUAUCAAGAGAUUUAUAAGUAAAUUAUAUAAAAAAUGAAUUAGAGUUAAGCCUGUGAUAUUUGUGCAGUUGGAUUCGAAAGCAGAUAUUAAUAAUAAGAAAGAGGUAAAGAUAAUAAAUUAAUAUAUAUAAGGAAUGACUAUAAUAUCAUGUUAUGGUUGUUAAUUGAGUUGUCAUUUAUAUUGUUAUGGUAUUUAGACUGAAAUAGAGUUGAAUCCUAAUUCUAAUAAUUAAGGAUAUUUUGCAUGUGAUAAAUGCAAAUAUAGUCAAAAAUAAGAUUAAAUAUGCAUAGUUUGUAAUUAAAAAGGAGGACUAAAAAAAAGAAUUAAUGAUACAAAUGAAUUUGUGCAUCCUCUUUGUGGAUUACUAUCAAAAUAAAUUGAAUUAACUUCAUUCAUUGAAAUGAAAUUUAAGAAGCCUACUAAUAUUAUACAGACACCUAAAUAAAUAUGUUUAUAUUGCAAAUCUUAAGGAGCUACUAUUAAAUGUUAAUAAUGUGAAUGUAAUAAUUAUGCACAUAUUUAUUGUAUGGUCAAUUAUAUAGUAAGUUUUGGUGGUUAUAAUUUGACAUAUUCUGAAAAUUAAUAAAGAUUAACAGGAUGGGAAAUAUAAUUCAAUUAUAAAUAAUUGUUUUCUCCAGGUAUUCACAUUUAAACAGGAAAUGAUAAAACUUAAUUAAAAAUCAAAUCUCAAUCUAUUUUAUAAUAAUUUAUGGAUAUUCAGAAAGUAGAUAAAUAAAUUAAUAUUGAUUAUCUUUAUGAGUUGUAUUAAUAAUAAGAUAGAAUUGAAGAAGAAAAAGAGUAUAUUAUUUAUAAUUAUAUUAGUUAAUUAAUUGAAUUCUUUUGUUCUUCUCAUUAAAAUUAAUAAAUAUAUUGUUGUUGUUAAUAAUAAUAAGCUAAUGAUUCUGAAGAAAUGGUUUAAUGUGAAACAUGUAUGGAAUGGUAUCAUGAUAAAUGUUUACGAUAAUAUUAAGAUGAUUAUGAAGAAUAAAAAAAUAAAGACCAUUAUUAUUGUCCAUUUUGUAAUUAAUGGUGUAAUUAUCGAUUUGAACAUAUUCUUAAAUAUAAACCUGUUGCUCAGAUUUAAUCAUUAUUGCCUCCUUUCUUAAAAAUGAAUUUUAAUACUCUUAUUAUAUUAGGUAUCUAUUGUGAACGUAGUUUAGCAUCUUAGAUUAUAUCAUGUAAGUAUCAUCUUUAUAUUAUUAGAUUCAGAAUCUUAAUACUCUAUUAUUGAAUCCAUCUUGGGUAAUCUACCAUUCUAUUAACCAUUAUAAUUCUACUUACAAUAAAUUAAAUAAAAAUCUAAUGUCACGGAUUUUAUGAAUUUCCUUUUUAAAUAAUCAAUACCAUAUAAAGAUAAUAAUUAAUGGAUCAUUCUAUCUUAAUUAGAUGAAUCCAAUCAAAUUAUUUAAUAAAACAUAAUUUAUAAUAAUGCUCUAAGGGAUAAACUUAAUUUAGUUAUCAAUUUAUUUAAAGAUUUUGAAGAAUGUCGUUACUAUAACGAUUUAUUAAAUAAAUUAAAUAAUUUAUAAUCUGCAUUUUAAAUUAUUACAACCAAAACUAAAAUUACUAAAUAAAUUAUUUAAAAUUAAUACAAAUCAAAUGAAUUCUAAGAAUUUAUAUAUUUAUAAUCUUAAGUUAAAGAGUAUAAAAAAAUUAAAAAACGAUUUUUAAGUAAAUUAUAAGAAGCUGAAAAUAAAUUCUGUGAUUUUGAAUCAAUUAUGAAUGAAGAUGUCUAAGAUUCAUCUGAAGAAGAAGAUGAUGAUGAUGAUAUAGAUGAUGAAUUAGAAGAUUAUUAAAAAUUAUAGAAUUAUUUAGGCUAUUCAAUUACUUAAAUUUAAAAUUAUUCAUAAUUUUAUAGUCUAACCUCUUAAACUAAAAUUAAAUUGAAUUAAAUUAAAUUAAGUAAAGAAUUUGUUGAAAAAACUAUUCAAGAAUUAAAUGCAUUAUUAAUUUUAGUUCCAUGGGUAGAUAUAUUAAUUGAAGAACUAUAAGAAGGAUAAGAGAUUGUUUAAUAAUUAGAAAAUGCUAAAUCAAGUGAUGAUACAUAAUUAUUGUUAUCUAAAUUAGAAGAAGUACCAUUUUAUUAUAAAGAUUUUUCAAAAAUUUAUGAAUUUGUAUCUAAAUAUUAAUUGUAUGAAAGAUACAUGUAAGAUUUAGAAUUAUAAGAAAAAGAUGAAGAUGAUAGUGAAAUUUAAGUUACUAAAGAUAUUUAAACUAAAAUCACUUAAGAUCAUUUAUAAAUGCUUAAAUAAUUAUCCAUUGAAAUUAAUGCUUCUGAAAAAGAUAAAUUAAUUUUGGAAUAGGUUGAAAAAUAAUUAAAUGAAUUUCGAUCUAAAUUAAGAAAUAUGAUUGAUUAAAAGAAUUUAAAUGAAUAAAUGAGGAAGAAAUUUUAAGCUGAAUUAUAAAUCAAUAAAAUAUAUGAUGUUCCUGAAAUCUAGGAAUUAUAAAAAAGAUUAGAGUAAUUUUAAGAAGUUGAAAAAAUUAGAAUUGCUAAAUCUUAAACUUUAUAAUAAUUGGAAUAAGCUUAUGAAAAAUCUAAAUUACUUAAUUUUGAUGAAAAAAUUAUUAAUCAAUUUGAAUAAGAAAUUAAUAAAUGCUUGUAAAAAAAGAAAGAAAUUAAAGUCUUAUUAGAAAAUGAAAUAUUUGAAACAGAAUAAUUAGAUCAAGCUAAAUUAUUACUCUAAGAUAUCUCUUAAAGUAAGAUAAUUUAUGAAGAGAAAUAAUUAUUAUAGAGUUUGAAUAAAGCUUGCUAAUUUAUUUAAUAAUUAUAUGAAUUUUAUUAAAAAUAUAAAUCUCCAGAUUAAGAAAUGGAAAUUGAAGAUGAUAAAAAUCCAGAUUUAUAAUUUAAAAUUAAUUAAGUUUGUAAUCCCUUUUAAAUUUUAUUUAAAGAUGACAAUGAAAAUAUAAUAUUAGAAUUAGAAAAUAUUUUAAGUAAAUAAUCAAUCAUACUUGAUAAACGAAUAAACACUGUUUUAAAUAAUUAUUAGCAUUUUCUUUGGGAAAAAUAAGCUAAAUUAUUAUUAUGUCUUUGGUAAUCCAAAUAAGAAAUACAAUUAACAUUAAUUGAUUAAGUUAUUCUUAAGACUUUCACACUAGAAGAAAAUGAAUAAGCAAAAUUAAUUUUAUUUUAAGAAAUGUUUACAAAUUAAUAAAAAAUAAUAUUUGCAUUAGGUUCUUAAAUAGGAAAUUACCUAUUUUAAGUACCUUCUCCUUAAGAUUUAGAUGGAUGGUUUUUUCUUUAUUGUUAAAUAACUCUUUCUGUUAAAGGUGGAAUUUGGGAUUAAGUGAAAAUAUAUAAUGUUUGGGUUACUAUUGUAAAGAAAUAUUUUGAAAUUACAACAACUCCAGAAUUCACUUAUGAAAGUUUAAAGUUAUUAUAAGAUAUAAUAGUUAUGUCACAUAUACCUAAAUAAGCAUUAAUUUGUGUAAGUUUACUUUAGAAGAUUGGAUGUUUUAAUGCAUUAGUUGAUAAAAUUAAAGAUUAUAAUGCUAGAAAAUAGAUCUUCUUAGAAAGGAAGAGAUCUAAAUAAGAUUUAUAGAAAUCUAAAUACUGUUUUUCAAUAUUUGAAGCCAGGUUAUUAGAUUAAGAGAUUAUAUCAACAAAUAUGGCACAUGAUUUUAUUUCAAAGGAUUUCUAUUAAGAUUUUUAAAAUAUCCAGUAAAUUUAAGAGGAAUUUAGUAAAUGUUCAAGUGAAGAUAUAUCUGCACUUACAUCUUUAUAUUAGAAAUUAAUUUAAUCAUUCAUUCAAGAUUAAUAACUUAUGGAUGAUUUAAAGAUUAAUAUCUAUCUAUUAAAAUUAAAAGAAGUUUUAAAAGGAAAUAAAGUAGUUGAAUUAUUCAAAGCUAAAAAAUAAUACAGUAGUCUAAUGUUAAUGUUGCAAUCUCGUAGUUAAUAAGUUCCAGAUUAUAUUAUAGAAUUGAACAAUUUACUAAAUAUUGCAGAUAAAGUAUAAAAUAUUGCCAAUAAGAUUAAAAGCAAUUAAAACUAUACCUUUGAAGAAUUAGAACAAUCUUUAAAAGAAAUUGAUAAAAUAAAGAAUAUUAAUAUAGAAAGAUCAUAAGAUGUAGAAAUUAGAUAUCAUGAAUGUCUCUAAAUAUAAAAUGAAAUAAGAGAAAUAAGUUAAUCUUAAAUAAAAACUAAAGAAGUUGUUGUUUAAAACAUUUUAGAAAAAUUAUAAAACUUGCCUUUGCCAGAAGAAAAAUAAUUAGUUUAAACUUGGCUUAAUUAAUUUGAACAAUUAAAAUAAAGUUAUUCUACUUUAAGAUAAACAAUAUCAAAAUAAAAGGCAAAUCCAAAUGGUAAAGAAUUGACAGAUUUAAUGAACAAUUUUUAAAAGAAAUAUAAAGAUCUCAUAAUAAUUUAUCCUGAUGCUGAUCACUUUAUAAGAGAAUAUUCAGAGUUCAAUAAGAAAUUAGAAUUUAUUGAGAAUAAUCUAUAAACUGAAUAAGCUUUCAAUGAUUUUCAUGAUUUACUUAGUAUAUUUAGAUGGGGUGAUUAAUAUGAAAGAGUUAAAGUAGCUAUUUGGAUUAAAUAAGUUAAUUAAUUCAAGGAAAAUCCUUAAUAAAAAUGGGGAUUUGCUUCAUUUAGAAAUAUGUUAAAUUAAGGAUAUGAUAUUAUUGAUUAAGCAUUAAUGAAUAAUUAAAAGUUAUCAAUAGAAAAAAUGAAAGUUCCAUUAACAUAUUUAGAAUAAAUUAUGACAAAAUUAAUAGAUUCAGUUGCAAGUGGUUCAUGUAUUGAUUCUUGUGUUGAUGGUAAAGUUGAUGCUUCUUAAUUAUAAAUUGAAUUAUAACAUAUUACUUAACAUGAUAAAUUAGAAAGGUUAAGAGAAUUACAACCUAAAAAACCAUUUGAUGAUAUUAAUUCAUAUUUUGAUAGAAGAUCUAAAUAAUAAUAAAUUAGAAAGAAAAAUUAAUAAAGAGAAGAAAAAGAUAAUGUUGAAUAAAAUAUUGAAUUUGUCAGUAUCAAAAAAAUUAAAAAACCUUAAACUAAUGAAGCAGUUACUUAAUAAUUAAGAGAUACAAAAAAAAAAGAAUUACUUUAAGCUGUUUUACGUAAUCCUACAUUAUCAAAUUUAAAAAAUGCUGCCUUUUAUGAAAAUAAAAUUAAGAUUUUUGAAAAUUAAGAGUUUGGAACUUUUAAUACAAAUAAAUAAAGUAUUAUUUUUUAUAUCAUAUUAUUUAGUGUAUCUGGAGAGAAUGACGACACUCAUUUCAACUUUUAAAGAAUUAUAACAAUUACCUAAUUUCUCAAAAAGAAUUGUUGAAAAAGGAUUCAAUAUUGAAUAAGUUAAUUAUGCAGUUAAAAAAUAUGAAACUAAAACACUCAUAUUAACUGAAGAAAAACUAAUGUAAAGACCUCAUGCAACAUCUUCACAAUAAUAAUUAGAUUAUAAUCCUUUAGCUCCAAAUAAAAAUAAAAUUGUUGCAAUUUAACCAGUUAAUUAAAAAAAUGCUUAACCUGUUGCCAAAUAAGUUUAAUCAAGUUCAACAGGUACUAAAUUAACUAAAGAAGAUGUUCUAAGUUAAAUUUUAAAUGAUUCAUAUCCAAAGGUUUAAUCACAAACUCAAUAAUAAUAGAUAUAAUCUUAAUCAAAAUCCAUUUAGUAAACAACAUCAUAAUUUUUAAAACAAUCGUAACUAACAUCACAAUAGAUACCAUAAUCAUAAUCAUAAUAAUACUAACAAAUAUUAUAAUAAUAAUUACAAUAAAUUAAAAAAUAAUAAUAGUAAUAAUAAUCUUAAUAAUAAUAAAUUUUUGAUACAUUUUAUUAGGAAUAGAAUAAAUCAACUUCAUAAUUUUAAUCUUAAUAAUCAUUAUAAUCAUAAAAUUAAUAAUAAUAAUCUUAAAAAUCUUUGCUUUCUCCAAGUAGAUCAGUUAGCAAAGGAGUUAAUGAAUCAAUGUCAUCAGAUUUACCUGAACUAGAAAUUUUGAAAAUGGAAAAUCCAAAUAAACCUAUUUUAUAUAAUCCUGAUGAUGAGGAACCUGAAUAAAAAGUAGUUAUUUAAAAGAUUGAAGUAAACUCUUUAAUUUAUUAAUAGGUCACUCCUCUUAACUUUGGAGAUAAAAUCCUUAAAAUAGGAAAGAGAUAUAGAUUUAAUUUAAAGGAAUAAUAGAUUACAUGUGAAUUCUAUACUAAUGCUUUAGAUAAUAAAUUGAAGGAAUUUCCUAAAAUUUCAAGUGAAUUUAAACAUUAAAAAUAUUAUUAAUAAGAUAUUGCUUUAUUGUAAAUGGAAAGAUCUGUGAAUAAAAAUAUUUAAAUAAUUUUAGCUGGAUGGGUAGUUCCAGAAAAAUAUAAUGAUUUAGGUGAUAUUCAAAAAGUUUGUGAAAUGUUAAAGAAAGAAUAAUAAUUUAUAUCAUUUCCUUUGGGAGAUUCUUUUUGUACUGUUGUAUAUUUAAUGCAUUAUGAUUAAUUGUAAAAUUCAUAAUUGUUUGCAAAUUUCAAAUUAUAAGAAUUUGUUUCUGAAUCACAUUAUUAAAGAAAAGAUUCAGGUAUAAUUAAAUUUUGGGGAAAUUUGAUCUCAAAAUUAUGUUUUGUAAUUACUAUUAAAUAAUAAGCUGCAGCACUAAUGCUAAGUAGUUUUAAUCCUUUAUAAUAUGAUAUUGCAAGGAAUUUUGCAAAAGUAUUUUAUUUAUAAUAUAAUUAAUAGUCUAAAGAACUUUCUAAAUGGGUUGAAAGUAAGAUAAAUGAAUAAAAAGUUAAUAAACAAUAGCUAUAAUAGUAAUAAUAAUAGCUAUAAUAAUAACAACAACAAUAAUAACAACAAUAAUAACAACAAUAAUAAUAAUAAUAAUAAUAAUAACAACAACAAUAAUAAUAAUAAUAAUAAUAAUAAUAAUAAUAACAACAAUAAUAAUAAUAGCAACAACAAUAACAACAAUAACUAUAAUAAUAAUAAUAGUUAUAAACAGAAUUAGAGCCAGUUACUUCAGAAGAAGAGGAAAAUAAUGUUAAUAGCGAAUAAAAUGGUUAAGCUAAUAUAUUUGGUGGAAUAAGUAAUGAUGUAAUUAUAUUUGAUUAUAAAAAAGGGAAAUGGAUAUGAAUAAAUGGUUGCGUUUUUACAACAAGAUGAGUUAGCCAUGGGUGAGUUGUUUAAAAAUAAUAACAUAGGAUGA
Messenger RNA from Paramecium sonneborni, 7282 nucleotides. Lineage: Eukaryota; Ciliophora; Oligohymenophorea; Peniculida; Parameciidae. The record is from the annotation of a GenBank genome assembly.